Purpureocillium lilacinum is the source of this 1575-nucleotide messenger RNA. RefSeq lists its product as uncharacterized. The record is from RefSeq and is a predicted model, not a curated record. Gene Ontology annotation, molecular function: transmembrane transporter activity. NCBI's taxonomy places the organism in Eukaryota, Fungi, Ascomycota, Sordariomycetes, Hypocreales, Ophiocordycipitaceae. Gene Ontology annotation, biological process: transmembrane transport. Gene Ontology annotation, cellular component: membrane.
AUGGCCGCCGUCGGUGACGAGAAGAUCGGCGACGUCGACGUCCGCCAGGCCGGCCUGUCAUCGUCGUCGAGCGACCGCCCAGCGCCUACCGGUGUCAACUCCGACGCCGCCAGCGGUGGCUCCAAGGUCGACGCGGCGUGGAAAUUCCUCAAUGAGCACCGCGACGUCGACGUCGACGGCGUCGCUGCCAUCGAUAUCAAUGCUCUCCGCCACAAGAUUGACUGGCACAUUGUGCCGCUCAUGUUUUGCUGCUACACGAUGCAGUUCCUCGACAAGGUCAUCCUGAAUUACGCCGCAGUCAUGGGCCUCAACAAGGAUCUGAACCUACAGGGCAACGACUUCUCCAACGUCGCGACCUUUCUCUUCGUUGGCCUGCUCUGCUUCGAAGUCCCCAACAUCUAUUUCCUGCAAAAGGUCCCUGCCGCCAAGUGGCUCGGAUUCAACGUCACGUUUUGGGGCGUCGCCACGGCCUGCGGAGCUGCGGCCAAGGACUACCAGACGCUGCUCGUCUCCCGCGUCUUCCUCGGUAUCUUUGAGGCCACCAUCGGGCCCUCUCUGAUGCUCAUCAGCAGCCAGUGGUACACCAAGUCCGAACAGGCCCCUCGCUUCUCCUUCUGGUACCUGGGCCUCGGCCUCGGCCAGAUCAUCGGCGGCGCCGUUUCGUACGGCUUCCAGCACAUUGCGCCCGGCGCGGGUCUUGCUGGCUGGCGCAUCAUGUUUGUCGUGCUUGGCUGCCUGACGGUCGUCUUCGGCCUGUGCACUUUCUUCUUCCUCCCCGACACACCCAUGAAGGCCCGCUGGUUGUCCAACGCCGAGAAGGUUGCGCUGCUCAAGCAUGUCAGUGUCAACCAGACCGGCAUCGACAACAAGAAGUUCCGCGCCAAGGAGAUUGUCGAGGCGCUCCUGGACCCCCAGAUCUACCUGCUGAUCCUGUCCGUCGUCCUGCUGUCCGUGUCCAGCGGUGUCGUCACGACGUAUUCUGCGACGCUGAUCAAGAACCUGGGCUAUCUGCCGAAGCAGGCAGCUCUGAUGAACAUGCCUUCCGGCGCGGUCAGCAUCUUCUUCACCCUAUUGGUCGGAUUCGGCAUUCGCAAACAGUCCCACCGCUGGGCGUGGAUUAUUGCGUGUAUCAUCCCUGCGAUCCUUGGUGGCGCCUUGAUGUCUUUCUUGAAUCCGAAAACCAACCGGUCAGGCGUUCUUGCCGGCAUCUACCUUGUCAAUGCCGUCGUCGCGCCCCUGACCAUCUUUUACAACUGGACCGUUGCCAACUGCGCAGGUGGUACGAAGCGUGCCUUCGCGGCAGCCCUGGUCAGCGGGUCAUUCUCACUCGGAAACAUCAUCGGCCCUCAGACUUUCCAGGCCAAGGAUGCGCCCGAUUUCCGCCCCGCUAAGUUGGCUGUCAUGGGUACACAGGCUGGAUGUGCCCUGACCACCUUUGCGCUGUUCUUGUACUACGUUUGGGCCAACAAGCGACGCAAUGACAGGAGCAAGCAGCAGGAGGAAGCGUUCAUGUCCCCCGAGGUGUGGGCCAACAUGACCGACAAGGAGAACAAGCAUUUCCGCUACACCUAUUGA